Molecule: messenger RNA, 453 nt
Organism: Anastrepha ludens (Mexican fruit fly)
Lineage: Eukaryota; Metazoa; Arthropoda; Insecta; Diptera; Tephritidae
Product: histone-lysine N-methyltransferase SETMAR-like
Exons: 1
Coding region: 1-453 (150 amino acids)
Molecular function (GO): nucleic acid binding
Source: RefSeq, a predicted model, not a curated record
AUGGGCAAUCGCAAAGUGAAGCCGCAAGGGAUAGCUCACAUCCUGAAGAUAUCAAAAGGCAGUACGUUCGCUGUUUUGCACGAGCAUUUGGAAAUGAAGAAGUUGUUGCCGAAAUGGGUGCGGCGUUUGCUCACACCGGAAGGAAAACAACAACGAAUUGAUGAUUUAAAUCGCUGUUUGGUCAUUAUUAAGCGGGAUAAGUCUGAGUUUUUGCGUCAAUAUGUGACAAUGGAUGAAACAUGGAUCCACCAUUGCACAUCAGAGUCGAAACGGCAGUCAUCUGAGUGGACCGGAUCCGGUGAAAGCCGUCCAAAGCGCCCAAAGACGCAACAGUCAGCUGGAAAGGUUAUGACGUCGGUAUUUUGGGAUUCGCUUGGUAUAAUUUUCAUUAAUUACCUGGAAAAAUGCAAAACAAUCAACUCUGAUUAUUACUGCGAAUUAUUGGGCAAUUGA